GCCUACAUCAGCUGAACUUAAUGAUCUAAGACUUAGUGAUAUUCCUCAGGGUGAGUUAGACAUGGCUGGAGCGGCGUUAUACUUAGCUUCGCGUGCUGGUAGUUGGAUAUCUGGUAUUGAGCUUGUAGUCGAUGGUGGAAGUCUUUUACAAUUUAGAUUAACGGAUGUACAAAAAGUUUCAUUGCACAGCAAUCAAACUAUAAUUACUAGGCCAACAGACACUAGUGAUUCCGAUAAUGCAAAAGCCGCCGUUAAAAAGUACGAUGAAGAUGUCAAAGCUUUUACUUUCAAUAAAUCAUACUGGUCCUUUGAUAAAAAUUAUCCUAAUUACGCUACUCAGGAACAUUUAUAUAACGACCUCGGAAAAGAACUUUUAAACCACGCUUUUGAAGGAUAUAAUACUUGUAUUUUUGCAUGUAUGUGUAUAUAUUGA
Racocetra fulgida is the source of this 433-nucleotide messenger RNA. The record is from the annotation of a GenBank genome assembly. NCBI's taxonomy places the organism in Eukaryota, Fungi, Glomeromycota, Glomeromycetes, Diversisporales, Gigasporaceae.